This is a messenger RNA of Morchella sextelata, 555 nucleotides long. RefSeq lists its product as uncharacterized. Lineage: Eukaryota; Fungi; Ascomycota; Pezizomycetes; Pezizales; Morchellaceae. Bases 1 to 555 code for a protein of 184 amino acids. The transcript has a single exon. The record is from RefSeq and is a predicted model, not a curated record.
AUGAAUAAUUGUAUUAACACUAGCAACAGCGCCAACCCAGGGCAGCCUGCCCGGGACAACACAUCAGGCUCCAGCCGUGACGACAGAGACUUCAUCGACCGACUCCUCGACUUCUUCCACGCACCCCCCAACCCCCGCCCCGAAGCACCCCGCAGCGUCUCUCCAGGCUCAUCCGCAUCCUCCGCCUCAGACCACGAAACCGCCGACAACUUCCUCUGCGCCAUCUGCAGCCGCCGUGCAAACAAAGUCCUCUUCAUAGUAUGCGGGCACAGCGCCUGCACUAGCUGCACUAAGCGGCUGUGGAAUUCGAUGAGGCAGUUACCGGGGAAGCCCUACAACCCGCGGCCUGUUUUUUUCCCGUGUCCGUUUUGUAGAGAGUUGGUUACGCGUGUUAAGGAUGAUUUGGUGGUAGACCCCGAGACUAGUGAGUGCCCGGCGGUGGAUAGUGCGGGUGGCUGGGGGGAGGGAGUAAGGGUGGUGGAGUGGAUGUUGAGGGUCUCGAGGAAGACGAGGGAGAGACUAGAGGUGGAGAUGAUUAGGCGUACUACGGAAUGA